Periconia digitata is the source of this 1415-nucleotide messenger RNA. Lineage: Eukaryota; Fungi; Ascomycota; Dothideomycetes; Pleosporales; Periconiaceae. The record is from the annotation of a GenBank genome assembly.
CACGGUGUUUCGACGAUAUGAGAUCUACAAUCACCAUCGCAGCUCUAAGCGCUGCUACUCUUGCGACCGGAAAACCCGUCUCCUCUACCUCGUCCCUCAAUCCCGGCAAAUCCCUCAUAGCGCGAACUGCAGAUGGCAUCUCCUCGUGCGGACCCGACUGGAUGGCCAUCGACAACGUAAAAACGAACAACAACGCCAUAGAACGAAGAGGAUACAAUGGAGCCGUCGAUCUUUUCUGUGCCAAAGCCGCUGGCCAAAAUGUCGGAAAGGACAAGUUCCUUUCCAUGGCGUCGCGUGUUUGGCUUGAUUACGGUGGAAAUCCGAGCACGACGGGGAUCAACGGAUAUGUGUAUUUUGAGAUUCACAAUAAGAAGGAAGAGGGUGGACAUGUGGUGAAUGAAAACGAUUGCAAAAAAUACCUCACCACCCUCUCCGCCCCCAACUCCAAAUGCUACGGCAAAGACAACGCAGACACAAAAGGCGGAACCUACCAAGUCGGCCCAGAAUCAAUCUCGUACCACGCGCUCGCCCAAAAAUUCCCUCCAUCCCCUCUAUCCGCCCUCGACGCCCCCGUCCUCCUCGACACCGCAAUCUCCGAACUCCCGAAAUCACCAUCCGGAAAUACCUUCACCUCCUUCCCAACAAACGUCUUCAACGACAUCACCCCGCUGAAAUGCCACUCACACAACGACUACGAGCGCCCGCGCGCCCUCUACACCGCGCUAAGCACCGGCUGCAUCUCCGUCGAAGCAGACGUCUGGGUGCAGAACAACAACAUCCUCACUAUAUCGCAUUCGUCGGACCCGGGCCCCAACGCGCAGUCCCUAACCGAUCUAUACAUCGCGCCGCUCGUCAAACUCCUCGAAGCGAACAAUGGCGCCGUGUUUCCGAAAUCUCCAGACACGGGGUUGUACUUGCUCGUUGAUUUCAAGUCGAGCGACGGCGCGAAGACGUUUGCGGCGCUGGUGGAUAAUCUGGCGCCGUUGAGGGAGAAGGGGUGGUUGUCGCACUUCGAUUCUGUGUCCGGGAAGUUGGUGAAGAGGCAGGUUACGGUUAUUGUGUCUGGGAAUGCGCGGACGGGGAUUUCGGGGGAUGUGCCGGCGCCGAUUGAGCAGGUUGAAGGGGAAUCGACGAAUCCGGGUCAUGCUAUUUUCGCGGACGCGGUGCUCGAUCGGGAUUUGAAGAAUUUCAAUGCGGGGAAUGCGUUUUAUGCGUCUGCUAAGUUUGCCGGGAAGGUGCCGUUGGAGCAAGGGACGUUGGAUAAGAUGAAGGAGGCGAAGGCGAAAGGGUUGUUGGUGAGGUAUUGGGAUAUCCCUGGUGGGCGGGACAAGUGGCAGAAAUUGGUUGAUCAGGGGGUGGAUUUGUUGGAUGUCAGCGAUUUGGAAGAGGUUGCGGGGGUGGAUUUUCAUUUGUGA